AAACUUCUCUGCAAAAAAUGGUGGUUCUUCGCCGCUGCGUGUGCGUCGCCGCGCUGGUGGCGCUGAGUCCCUGCAGCUUUUUGGGAGUGCGCGAGCCUGGAAGCACAUCACCACUGAUCCGAUUGAGGGCCGGGAAGAGGCAGCCCAAGGAGGACUUGGAAGUGAUGAAGGGUUUCUCGGUCUUGGUGGACUUCCAGAUGCAAGGCACCGAUGGUUCUGCCCUGGUGUGGAAGGACGUGGACAAUCCUCUCAGCUUCCUGGCAGGCGGCAGGGAGGUGCCAGAGCCCCUGGAUUCGGCCGUCUUGGGCAUGGUGUGCGGUGAAAGCAAGCGGCUCCUGGCCUACGGCGAACCUGACGAAGGUGGAAAGGAGCUCUGGGAGAUCUCCAACGAAAAAACGGACACUUGUGAUCUGCCGUUGACCCUGGACAUCACGUUGCUGGGGAUCAAGGUGAGACAGGAUAGUCGCGGAGUGGUGGUGCAAACCGUCAUGAGAGGUGAUGGCAUCACGUAUCCUAAGUCUGGAGACCGCAUCUCUGUACACUACACGGGGAAGCUGGCGUCAAAUGGUCGCAAGUUCGAUUCCACCUACGACCGAAAGAUUCCAUUUACCUUCAAGGUUGGAGUUGGUCAAGUCAUAGCUGGCUGGGACGUGGCUUUGAUGAAACUCUCCCAGGGCGAAAAAGCUGUGGUGACGGUGCCGUCCGCUUUGGCCUAUGGGCCUCGGGGCUAUGGGAAACUGAUCCCGCCCAACUCGGAUUUGAUCUUCGAGGUGCAUCUUGUGAAGGUAAGCCGCUACAGUUAUUGAUGCGCCAUGCGGAAGGGCUGUGCACAGAUUGACGUGGCUGGAUUCUUUCCACUUCCUACCCCUGCAGCUUUGGAUGGUGUGAUGAAGUGCAGGAAGCUCCAGUUCUGAGUGUCGCCAGAUGGAUCGACAUCAGCAGGGAUCAAACUUUGCAAACGGAGGACCGGAGAAGCUCUUUGGGUUGAUGGUCGUUGCGAAGCUGACGCAGUGCUGGAGGAAGAUUGCUUCGAAAAAA
This is a messenger RNA of Cladocopium goreaui, 1038 nucleotides long. NCBI's taxonomy places the organism in Eukaryota, Dinophyceae, Suessiales, Symbiodiniaceae. The record is from the annotation of a GenBank genome assembly.